This is a messenger RNA of Anopheles funestus (African malaria mosquito), 9525 nucleotides long. Its product is annotated as pseudouridylate synthase RPUSD2-like. The record is from RefSeq and is a predicted model, not a curated record. Gene Ontology annotation, molecular function: pseudouridine synthase activity; RNA binding. Gene Ontology annotation, biological process: pseudouridine synthesis. The transcript is spliced from 15 exons. NCBI's taxonomy places the organism in Eukaryota, Metazoa, Arthropoda, Insecta, Diptera, Culicidae. Bases 2280 to 4739 code for a protein of 819 amino acids.
UGCUCUCGGUGCCGUUCAAGUUGCUCUCCGUGAGUGGUCGCGGUUCCGCGAAAUAUGCUCCAAGCGUGCCGUUCGUGGUGAGCGCCACAAAAACCCGAAAGCAUACCGGUGGCGCGUAUUUAGUUUCGUUGUACGUCGGGCUCGAUAUUGCACUUUGUUUAGGUUAUAUUACUCUGGCACCGAUCGGGAAAUUCAGUCAGUUAUUCGCGGUACGUUGAUGGUAAUGGUUGCUAUCGGACGUUUUCUUUUCGUAUUUGUCCCGUCGUCUUUGUCGUCCUCGCCAUCAUCAUAAUCAUCAUCAUCAUCAUCAGUGUUGUCGUUGUGGUUGUUAGACACACGUUGACGUUAAAGGCGCCAGCCGCUUUUGCCAUUUGUUGAACAGUUUGUGUAGUACACGGUGUGGUCGCAGAUGUGCUUGAUUUACCAAGUGGUGGAUUGUGUGAGGAAUUGAAUCAAUGUUGAAGUUUUGUAAAUUGUACAACACGUACUAAUAACGAUCCUUUUUCAAUACGGUUCGCAAAGUGUUGCCAGUGCAAACAUAGUGGUGCAAACAAAAGUGCGGUGAAACAGAUUUGCCUGUUUGGCAAACGGGCAAACAAUAUUGACCCGUGUUCCGGAAAAAAGCCAGCAUGUAAACCGUUGUUUUGUUGACAAACAACUUCAUCGUUGCGGAAGAAAACAUAAUUUUUCUUCACCUUUCAGAAUUUCUCUUGGAAACAGCAAGACGUAAAAGUUAAAACAAAGAAGCAUUAAGCACUGGGAGACACAAAAGCAAAGUAACGCAAAAGUCAUCGCCAUGAAGAUCGCUGAUCGAGGCGAUGAUGAUCACACUAUUGCACCACAUCGCAACAACUUUCCGCGACGUCCACUUACCCUCCACGUAGUGGGCUAGUGCAUAUACAUUUUUAAUAUAAUCUAAAAUUGAAUCCUCCCUCAUUUGUUGGAAAAUUUGGCAACGAAAAUAACACGGCGCACAAGUACGAAAAAUCGUUAUUUGUUCUUAGGAGCGUUCAACGUUGGCAGAAUACUAAUUGAGUUUUGGGUAUCCUUCUGUCCUGUGGAACCUGUGAACCACCAUUGCAUUUCAUGUACAAACUGGUGGUCGAAAACCCAUGGUGUGAGUGUUGUUGUUGCUGAUAAUUAACUGCUAACUCGUACGAACUCUCUCCAAGUCACGUUGGAAAUGCAACAACGUUUCGCAAGCACCGCAACGGACAUCCUGAGCACGGUACGUUGCAUGAUUCUAAAAAAAGGAUAUUAUUCGAUUGUGCACAGCAGUAUACGGUGAAAUCAAACGUUUGCCAUCGCUGUUGAACCUGGAGCUGAAACCGUGCUCUAGUGUGCUAACCAGUAGUGGACAAAUGUUUUCGUCUCGGUACGCUGUUAUUUGCCCGUCAUCACUGACACGCUUCAGAAUCGUUCGAAUGUCCUAACGCGCCUGUCGGUUUGGAAUUUCGCGACGUUCAGACACGCACGCAACACAACAAAAGGUGUCGAUCAGUAUCAAAAUCUGUUAGCGUCGAGCCUCCCGGGCCACGUGUGCAACGUUUGUACCGACAGCGUCACCUGCAGGCUUGUGACCCACACACCAAACCCACGGACGAAGUUUCACUGUCCCCUGGUGCGUUGUCACCAGCGCAAGGUGGUAAAUAUUUCGGCACAACACAAUCAGGUACCACCACCAACCCGGGAGUUGAUGCAGCCGGGCUCAAAAUUAUUUGCACGCAAAGUUUGUCAACUGCUGAGUGGCAGACGAGUGUAAAGAAACGGACAACAGGAGCAAAGAGUGUUCUCUUCCUUCACAUACAGAACUACGGUUUCUAUUGCUCAGUGUGCAAUCACAUCCGGGCCAUCAUUGGAAGAAGCUGCAGCCUGAGAUAAGCGUGGCAUGAGUGGCAUGACGCGACUACAGUCAGUGUGAUAGAGGAUCUUUCGUUUUCGGUUUGCAAUUGUGGGAAAUAUUCGAGUGGUCGAAGUGUUGGUGUUCGUGAGUGUGGAAGGGGGGAAUAUUUUGGGGGAUUUGUUGUAUUCAGCGUAGAGGUGCAAACGUGCUUUGAUUUGUGUGCGAAGAAUGCGAGUGUAGGGAAAGUGUCGUAGCGAAAGCAAAGUCAUCCUCCUUGCCGCGUGCAAAGCCGUUUAAGGAGCACCGUUUUGUCUGUGGAAAAGGUGUUUAAAGUGCCGGGGCAGAUUUUAUUCUGAUUGUUUUCUCUGAGCCUUUUUGUGUGUGUUUGUGUUCCGCUUUUGUCCUUGACUACCAGCCUGUAAUUGUGCAGUAGAAGAUGCAGCACCAUCCAGGCUCGUGGUACAUUCCGUGGGGCGUCCCAGGUAUGGGGCUGCAGAAGAUGCUAGCCGUACCGUUCAAUCCGGCCACGGCCGGUUUCCAUCAGCCACAGAUAGCGGCCGCAGCCGUACAGCCACCGACCGUACAGCAGGUGCAAAGUCCGCAGGUACAGCAGGCUGCCGCUACACAGCAGGCCGCCGCCUAUCAGCAUCCGUUGCAUCAUCCGGCCGCUGCACUGCAUAACACGGCCGCCGUAGCCGCCGCAGCUGCAAUGCAUCAACAUCAACAGCAUCAGCACCAGCACCAGCAUCAGCAUCAGCAUCCGCAUCAGCAUCAACAUCAGCCGCUACAUCCGGCGGCUGCAGCGGCCAUGUUCACACCGCUGACGCUGCGGAGCUUCGUCACACAUCCGCAUCUGAAUCUGGGCCAGCAACCGAUGGCUACCGCCCAGCAGCCUCAGCAACCACAGCUCACAGCGAGCCAAACGCAGUCGCAGCUAACCACCAUCAAUCUGAACAGCGUCGGUGUCGUUCCAGUGCGCCAGAAGACGGCCCCGGUCAGCGUCCCGUCGAACACACUCAUCAUGCCGAUGAGAAAGAUUAUCAUGACGGAAAAGGAAAAAACGAAACUGGUCUCAACCGAGAAGCGAAAAGCGGACGAAAGCGAACCGGUCAAGGAUUUGAAAAAGGCUAAGCUGGAAACCAAAGCUUUGAAAGCAAAACGGCCCGGUUUCACCGAUGAGCGGUACCAUGAAACAUCGUACUAUAUAGAAAAUGGCCUACGGAAAGUUUAUCCAUACUAUUUCACUUUCACCACGUUCACCAAAGGUCGCUGGGUGGGUGAAAAAAUUUUAGACGUAUUUGCCAGAGAGUUUCGAGCACACCCAGCAGAGGAGUACGAACGGUGCAUUAAGGCAGGUACUCUAACCGUGAACUACGAAAAAGUGCCAACUGACUAUAGGUUAAAACAUAACGAUCUCCUAGCGAACAUCGUACACAGACAUGAAGUUCCAGUAACUAGUCAGCCAAUCACAAUAGUGCACAUGGACGACGAUAUUGUGGUUGUGAACAAACCAGCAUCUAUACCAGUACAUCCCUGUGGACGUUACCGUCACAAUACGGUCGUGUUCAUCCUGGCGAAGGAGUAUAAUCUGAAAAAUCUCCGCACCAUCCAUCGGUUGGAUCGGCUCACGUCCGGAUUGCUGCUGUUUGGGCGCAGUCCCAAGAAGGCCCGCCAGAUGGAACACCAGAUUCGGAACCGGCAGGUGCAGAAAGAGUACAUCUGCCGGGUGGAAGGCGAAUUUCCUGAUGGCAUCAUCGAGUGUAAGGAGCCAAUCGAGGUAGUCAGCUACAAGAUCGGUGUGUGCAAGGUUUCUCCCAAGGGUAAGGAAUGUACGACCACAUUCCAGAAGCUCGGUUUCAACGGCAGCAGCAGUGUCGUCCUGUGCAAACCCCUCACUGGCCGUAUGCACCAGAUUAGGGUGCAUCUGCAAUAUCUCGGCUAUCCGGUAGUGAACGAUCCACUGUACAACCACGAUGUGUUCGGUCCGGCCAAGGGUCGUGGUGGCGAUAUCGGUGGCAAAAGUGACGAGCAGCUGGUGAAGGAUCUGAUCAAUAUUCACAAUGCAGAAAAUUGGCUCGGCAUCGAUGGUGACUCGGAACUGUCAAUGUUUAAACCGAUGAAAAACGAUCUGGACGAUGUGAAAGGACAAAUACUGUCGGACGAUGACUCGGAAAGCGUUUCCCGUGAGGCAUCACCCUGCUCGGAAAGUCCACGACCCGUAUCGCUCGGCAGCGAAAGUCCCCAUGAGAAUAUGUGCGCCUCGAUGCUGGUUCCUAAUACACUGAGCGCGGUUAGUAGCACCGGCAUUAGCACGAACACUAGCACCGGCAAUAGCAACAGUGCCGUCAGCGCAGUGGGAACUAACACCAUCCUGUGCAGUCGGAUGCAGUCCCAGAAGCGAAAACCAAAAUCAGCUUGGGAAUGCACUAAACGUGCCACUACACCGUCCCCAACGUUGGCAGCCGCACCGAACGUACAGGUUGAUGAUGCAGGAACAGCAUUUGAAGAGUGCAACAAAUUGGCAACAGUACCAACGAGUGUUGCCACUACAGCCAGUACUGUUGCUGGUACUACUUCUGCUGCUGCUGCUGUUGCUGCUGUUGCUGUUGCUGCUGUUACUGCUACUACUGCCACUACUGUGGCCAUUGAUGCUACUGGUGCUAAUGUUACUGUCGCCACCCAAACCGGACACGAAUCGCCCGACUUAGCCUUUAAUCCCGACAAAAUGACAACCGACAAACACUGCUACGAAUGCAAAGUGCGCUACCGGGAUCCCAAGCCGCAGGAUUUGGUCAUGUAUCUGCACGCCUGGAAGUACAAGGGUCCUGGCUGGGAGUACGAAACGGAACUACCGGAAUGGGCUAGAGUUGACUGGCACGAUAAUGAAUUUGAGUAGGGUGAUUAAGCGCGCGAAUAAGUUUGUAGGUUUUUUUGCCAUUGACAAAAGCAGCUCCAAACAGCUGUUUGCGAAAAACCUACAACCUACAAGGGGAAACAAGAAAAAAAAACAACUGUGACCAAAACACAUGUGUGAUUUAAAAACAUUGUGUUCUCUAACGUAACAUAAGUCGACGUACGGCUUACUAAAACCAUAAAUCACAAAUUUAGAGAAAGAAGAAACAGAAAAAAGACACAAACCGAAUGGAUCAAAUUGCAGCGCACGCCCGCCCGCCGUAGUGGUUUAGUGCGUGAAAGACUCUAAGCAUUAGCAUUGAAAUAGUAGGGGAUAUUUUUGUUAAGAAUAUUCAUAAACAACAAAAUAACACAAACUGGAACCAAUCCCAAAGGGAAAGAGAAGAAGAAAAAAAACACGCACACCGAACCAUAAAACACGUAUUAGACUAGAAUGUCUUACGGAAAACUAUAAAUCAAAAGUGAAAGGACGAAGUAUGUUUUCCCUUAUUUACAAUACAAUAUUACCAAACGUUCAAUGAAGGUCGGCAGCGAUAAACGGCACCCAAAAACCAUAUCGCGCAUGGUGAUAAAGAAGCGUACCAUUUUGCGAAAAGGAAUUCCUCCAAAAAUGAACUCUUACCACUAGCAUGCCGGGGUAUGUAAUAUAACUCACGUUUCUUUUCUUUUUUUUACAAUGAAUCAUAUAUGUCAACCAAACGUAGACGAUAGGAAAAUUGCUUGCUACAGGGCGAACUGCCUGACCGAGGCGGACAAAGCAUAAUGGAUGGAUGUCUGUACGCACACACGGAAAGAACAUUUGAUAGGGAUCUUCUUCCAUCGCGGGGCGGAACGGUAUCGAAUUAUAACACUGCAGUUAACGUUAUAUUUUUAUGAUAGUUAUAUAGUAUCGAAGAAAGCACAUUAAUCCAUCACCUACACACGGGUAUGUGAUGUGCACACAGGCAGUUGUGUGAAAGAGGAAAAGUGCAUGUUAAAAAGGUGUCAUGCAUGUGUGUUUUUUGAAUUAUUACUUGUGCGAAUUUUAUAAAACAAAAAAAAAAACAAAUAUUCUUAAUAGUGUUGUUCGAAACAUAUGUCUUAUUCACAUUGUAACGGUCCAACGCUUGUGUCCCCUUUCUCUACAUGUUGUUCACGAUUUUUCAUAUUUUUUUUAAAUAUUACUUCUUGGUAAUUGAAAUGUUUAUGCAUUUAUAACCACUAUCAAACUUAAUUGUUUUCUAGACAAACAAAUAAGUACAGUAUCUUUACCUUACUUUAGUAGCUUUUAAUUUUCCUUUUUAUCAUCGAUCGAAUUAUAUCGUUUACUACACAAGUGUAGGAUUGGGGCAAAGAAAUGAAACUAAAUUUGCCAUUUGCAAUAUUAGACAAUACAGUGACAGGGUUCUGUUUCAUUGCUUGGCGUAUUGGGCUCAUACACAAACAAACGAGAAACCGUGAAAAACGCGUUAUAAUUUCCUCCCUCCCGAGACCAAAAUAGUUUGUAUGCAUCCUUUUUGAAUUUCUGUUUUCUUUUAAGCAACAAAAAAAAUGAUGCAACUUUACUAUAUAAAUUUAAUAAGCGAACGAAGACGAAAGAUUACGAUUUGUAUGGGUUUAAUUGCAGAAAGUGCAACAAACUAAAAGACCACAACGAGCGGACGUUUUAGUUUUAGUAAGCAAACAAUAACAGCAACACACAAGAAGAAAAAAACAAUUAUCAUAAAGUAAAACUUGUCAUAAAACAAAAGACGAACGGCAAUAUAAAUUGCUAAUAUUAUCAUAUUUUGCGCUAACGUGUAGCGUGCGUUUUAGUUAGUAAAGUUAAUUGUAUGUUGUGUUUUUAUGUUCUUAUUGUAGCUUUAGCAAAUUAUGGCACACGACAACAAAUGGCGCAUAUUUUAGCAUCGUUAACUAAUCACGAUUUCUGGUGUAGCACAGCUGAAAUGAAUUUGCUCCAAACAAACGGUGUAACACAACCAUUGUACUGGGUUGUUCUGUUUUGGUAGAUGUUGCUAUAAUUUGAUUGCGUUUAUUUGUCUUGUUGAAUCGGGGUUUUUGUCGGACUUUCUCGAUCGAGCUUCUACUGUGCCAACUGGUUGGUACGUGGUGGAAACAACUGCAACAAAAUCAAAGGCAACACUCUCCCCCUAAGUCGUCAUUCAAUCAAACCAACUACCACGACACACCUUCCGUUGAUUUUGGCGCUUUUCCGCCAUUUGACCAACAUUUCCAACGAGUUACGAUUCAUUCAUCGCAGCGAAUCACGGUGAUUGCCACAAGGAGUGCGCUUUAGAUUUUUUGUUGCUCUGUUAUUGUCUCCAUCGUAAGUAAUUGGUGGUCGGAACGGAAUUUGCCGCAAAACUCUAAAACGUAAAUAAAACACCAAAACUACACACGCACAACGUGUAGCGUCGGGUUGAUGGUUUUGCUGCACAGGGGACAAUUUUGGUGUUCCUGAUUGGAAUGAAUUCUCGACUCAAUGGUUUCCCCUUUUUUGAUGGGUCGAGCGGCGGUGAUAGGGACAGACGUGCGAGAGGAUGAAGAAGGAUGGAAGCAAAAUACUUUUUCCACAUGGUACCAAACCCACCUGUACGAUCAGGAAGUUGUCCCUGGUAAUUCGAGAGUUUUUGGGGGAAAAAGUUUUCCAAAAAAGACGCUUUGUGGAAAAUUAACUUUUCCACCUUGCGGAUGUGAAGAUGGGAAAAAAAUAAAAGCCAUCUUUAGCUGUACAUUGAAACACAGUUUUGAGCAGACAGCACACAUAUGAAGUGGAGCGGUAGUCUUGUUUUUUUUUUUUGUUCCCUUGCCGUAGUUGGGCACCGGUCCCGGUUACCUUGCCGAAACAGAACAAGAUGGUUUUUGAAUCGGUUUUUGGCUGGUAUUGCUUGCGGUACACUCGGAAUGCGAUUGUGCGAGUGGAAGGAAAAGUUGAAAGUUAAAAAUCAAAUGUAGCAUAAAUACAUAAGACGCGGUGUCGCAAGGUUUCAAGAUAACUUUCUUCUACUGAGCAAUCAAGUUGAGACUCAUAAAAAGACAUAAAACGUGUUAAGCUGGGAGAGUGCGGAGUAAAAAAUACCGCACACCAAUCGAGAGUACGAUUAAUUCACAAAAAGGGAAACUCCUGUAGCGGAACAAAACAUACGAAAAAAAACACACACAGGAAGCAAUGGCAAUCUAGUGCAUUGAAAAGCAAAAAAAAAACAAGGCUUUAUAAAAAAGCCUAUGAACUCUGCUCUACAACUUUAGCGUAUUUUUGGUAGCAGGAAGUAGGGAAAACUAUUCAUCAUCCGUCGGUAGUCGAGGAGCAGGAGUCGUGCGCCAGCAGUAGAAAGUCUCGAUCGGAACUUCACUCGCAAAUGUAUGCAAAGGAAAUGAAAAUUCCUUUCCGCCGUUUCUCUCUGUCUUUCCUUUAUACUCUCCAUUACCCUGCGUUGUCUGAUUGUUCCUGGAAGAAGAUGUGGAAAUCAUUCUGUGCUACAUUUACUUACGCAAAAACCUAAAGUUAUUUGAAAAUCAUGAUUUGCAAACCGGAAACGAUCGACGGUAAUGAUAUUUGUUCGUGCUCUUUCGGCAGCUAGAAGGCAGAAAGUUACAGAAACGAACAAAAGAAACGCUAAAAGAACGAUUUUUUAAACAAAUUUGAUGAGCAUUUUUCAUUUUUAGCAAACAAAAAUGGGAAUGGAAAAACAAGCAAGCGAGAGAGAGGGAGAGAUAGAGAGAGAGAAAGAGAGCUAAACAAGGCGAAAGCAAAUAUCCGUUCAACCGCCUUACUCGUAAGCCAUUUUAUAUACUAUAUAUAUAGCCGAAAGUAAACCAUUUGCGUACGUGGUUGGCAAGUUUUUAUUCUUCUUCAUUCGCUCUUCAUUCGUAUACGUAUGUUUACGACCAGGAGAAUAUGUAAACGACAAAAGACACAUUUUCUAAUCAUUCAAUUUUAAUAGUUUCUUCGCAUGUUAAAUUGUUAGUGUUUCGUAUGUUUUUUUUUCUUCUUCUGUGGUCUUCUUUUAAGGAAAUAAGAUUUUCUAAGCUCAAUUUCGAGCUUUUUGCUAGUGUUUAGUUACUACGUUCUGCGUUUGCAUUAAUAUGUUAGCCGUACGAUAUCCUCCUCUUGUUCUGUGUUUUUUUUUUGUUGUGCAUUGUGCCUGUAUGUACGUUAUGUAUUUAUGCGUAUAAACAUUUUAUGUUAAUUAUCUACAUGAGCAUAUCGUUUAUGGUUUUAUUUAAUAGGAUUUUUGUUAAGUUAGACAACUGCUCAGCGUUACAAUUCUUUCACUCAAUUCUGCAAUUCGUGUGGCAUUCAUUAGAACGCAAGUAAGAAAACAAUAGGCAAUCGUGUAACAUUCGUUUAGUUUAUUUAUACUGCAAGCUCAUUCGUUUACAAUAUUUUAAUUGAUUGUAUCACUUGUGUGGUUAUUACAUUUUAUUUGUUAAAUAAUUUUCUUUGCUUUAACUUUUUUUUCUACUUCAUUCCCCGUAAGACAUGUUAAAAAAUAUUCUUUAAUUCUUAAUUAGUUCUUCACAGAUUGCUUUUGUUUACCUCUUCUCUUUUGUUUUACAAUUGUAUAUUCUGUUGUUUAAUUUUUUGUUUUAUGCAUUGUACAAUUGUUUUACAACCAAAAGCGUUACUUCUCUAAACUUUUUUUUAUAUUUUUCUUUUCCGUGCCACACCCUAGUUAUAGUUUUCGUAAUGUAUCUUAAUUUAAAAACUGAUUCGUGUUUAAACAUUUUGUAAUUUUGUUGCUCAUCCAAUAUCAAUGAAUAAAAAAAAACAAUACAGUGAAAAACAA